Molecule: messenger RNA, 1451 nt
Organism: Haemonchus placei
Lineage: Eukaryota; Metazoa; Nematoda; Chromadorea; Rhabditida; Trichostrongylidae
Source: the annotation of a GenBank genome assembly
CAAUCGUGGAUACUUCUUCGAAAUUGACAAGUGGUGCAAAUCUGGAGGCGAAGGAUUCAAGGAUGGUUGUCGAUGAGGAAAUCGACAUUGCUAGACAUCGGUUUCCAUACUGCAUAGUCUGGACUCCUCUUCCAGUUCUCACAUGGAUUUUCCCAUUAAUUGGUCAUAUGGGAAUUGCUACAAGCAGAGGAAUCAUUCGUGACUUCUCUGGAAGCUACUGCGUCACGGAGGAUGACAUGGGCUUCGACUGGCCAACCAUGUAUUGGCGAUUAUCUGCGGAUGCUGUUGAAGGUGGAGCAGAAGCUUAUGACAGAGCUAUUCGGGAGGCAUCGGAUGAGUACAAAGGAAGAGUUCAUAAUAUUUGCUGUGACAACUGCCAUUCUCAUGUAGCCCUAGCUCUCAAUACAAUGCGAUACGGAGGGAGUGAUAGCUGGAAUAUGUUCAAGUUAGGAUUUUACGUGCAAAUCUAUGGAAAAUACACAGGUAUUGGAGACAAAAUGGUUCGUCUGACCGUGGAAUUGAUCGAUAAUGCGCCUCAGUUUAUCAACACUGUUCGGGAACGCGAGCUCAAUUUACGUGGUUACAAAAUACCGGUAAUUGAAAACAUGGGAGUUACGAAGGACCAGUUCGAUGUCAUCGACCUUACAGACAAUGACAUCAAGAGAUUGGAUAAUCUCCCAUUGCUGAAACGACUACAUACUCUCUAUUUGCACAACAACAGAGUACACUACAUUCAGCCUGACAUAGGCGAGAAGUUGCCGAAUUUGAAGAUUCUUGCUCUGACUAACAACAAUAUAACUGAAUUGGGUGACAUCGACCCACUAGCCAACUGCAAAAAAUUGGAAUACAUCACCUUCAUCGGGAAUCCCAUAACUCACAAAACAAACUACCGUGCUUACAUCAUCUACAAGUUGCCAUCAGUUCGGGUUAUCGACUUUAAGCGCAUAAGAUUAGCGGAACGUGAGGCUGCACGUAAGUUGUUCAAAGGCAAGAAAGGUCAGAAAGCUCGUGAUGCUAUCAAGCGUAGCACUACUGCUCCGAGUGAAACAGAAAAUGCAGAGUUACAAAGGGUCAACGGCGCCACUAUCACUGCUGAAGACCGAGCUAAAAUUCAGAGUGCUAUCGCAAGUGCUAGAUCACUGGCCGAAGUGGAAUAUCUUCAAUCAAUUCUGGCCAGUGGUCGUAUUCCGGAAAAAGGCUGGAACCGACAAAUGCUACUUCCCAAUGAUGGAAUGCCGAUGGCUAAUAAUGAUGGGAUGUUUGUUCCUGAAACUGAGUCGUCGGAAUACCCGCCUGCUCCGCACGACAGUCCAGUCGCGAUGGAUUACCAAGGAGCAUAUAAUCAGAAUGGCCACGAUCAUAUUGACGUAGGACAUCCACCAGCUCCAGUGAAUGGAAAUGAGAAUAACCAGGAUGGAGCAGUUAACAUGGAAACAGAUGGAACGCAAUGA